CGAAGCGGGCGGAGGGUCUUCGUUGAUUUUCGUGAAAAAGGAACGUAACCGGGGAGAGCUCUGGAUUCUAUCAACGGGAAGAGCAGCGUCACUUCGGAUUAACCAGCUGGAUGCCGGGAGAGAAGGAACCACGUGUGAGAUCUGCUGGCACCAGAAGCUGAGCUGUCUCUGCAAAGCAUGAUGGGACCUUUGCAGAGUCUCCUCCUCCUUUUCCUUACCUGCUCCGUAGGGGAGGGGGCCUCUGUGUUCCCCACCUUCGCUGUGUCGGACACCUCCCUCACUCACCUUGCGGUGCACAAACACACCGGCGAUGUCUAUCUUGGAGCCGUCAACCGAAUCUUCAAACUCUCCGAGAAUCUGACGGAGUUACGUUCCCAUCUCACCGGCCCCAUUGCAGAUAAUUCAAGCUGUUACCCUCCCCCAAGCGUGCGCGUCUGCACCCACAAACUGUCCCCCACCGAUAAUGUCAACAGGCUGCUGCUGAUAGACUACACGGGCAAGCGGGUGGUGGCCUGUGGCAGCGUGUGGCAGGGCAUCUGUCAGUUCCUGCGGCUCGACGACCUCUUCAAGUUGGGCGAGCCCCAUCACCGCAAGGAGCACUAUCUGUCGGGAGCUCGCGAGCCAGACUCUAUGGCGGGGGUCAUUGUGGACCAGGACGUGGAGCAGAGCAAGCUGUUCAUUGGUACGUCCAUAGAUGGCAAGUCGGAGUAUUUCCCCACCCUAUCCAGUCGCAGGUUAGUGCAGGACGAGGAGAGCGCCGAGAUGUUCCGCUUGGUGUAUCAGGAUGAGUUUGUCUCCUCCCAAAUCAAGGUGCCCUCCGACACCCUGUCCCUGCACCCGUCCUUUGACAUAUACUACGUGUAUGGAUUUGUUAGCAAGAUCUUUGUCUAUUUCCUCACACUCCAACUGGACACACAACAGACGUUGCUGGAUGCCACGGGGGAGAAAUUCUUUACGUCAAAAAUUGUGCGAAUGUGCUCCGGCGACCUGGAGUUUUACUCUUAUGUGGAGUUUCCCAUUGGCUGCACCAAAGAUGGAGUGGAAUACCGGCUCAUACAAAGCGCCUAUCUGAGUCGGCCGGGCCGGAAAUUGGCACAGGCGCUGGGCAUCCCCGAGGAUGAAGAAGUCUUGUUUACGGUUUUCUCCCAGGGACAGAAGAACCGCUCCAACCCACCUCGGGAGUCCGUCCUCUGCCUCUUCACCCUUAGCCAAAUCAACCUUCAUAUCAAGAUGCGCAUCCAGUCUUGCUACCAUGGAGAAGGAAAACUGUCCCUGCCGUGGCUGCUCAACAAGGAGUUAUUCUGUAUCAGCACGGUGAGUGGGUGCAUUGGGGCCUUCACUGAAGCACAGGGUCCCUCUCCGUGGCGCUUCCACCUGAGCAGCCAGGAACAUUACCCUUCCCACCAUCUUUCAUUUAUAGAGCUCUGCCAUACAGUGCUGUGCGGCUGUGCCAAGGGCAGGAGGGAAUGAGGCUCAGCUUGUUGGAAUGAGUGUAAGGGCAGGGGGUUGGUUAUAUGGGGAGCAAAUGUUGCACUAGGUCGCUGGUACAAAGGCAAGUUCAUACACGCAAGGAAGGAUAGGGUUAAUAAGGUUUGAGCCAAAAGUGCUACUGUACCAUAUGGGGUCCCAGUAGGUGGUCCCUCUGUGUUAUUUGGGGUGAGAGGUACCCUAGUGUGUGGGGGCAGCAGCUUUGUCAUCACUAACCCCCACCCCGGGGCACAGCCUGAAGCCCUCUGCAGCCUCUUUCCUUUCUGCUCCUAUUCAUACUUCAGUCUCUUUCAAGCCCUGCCUGGUUGCUAUGGUUACCAAGACCCUAGCAACCAGAUAGCUGCUAAAAUUCCAAACUGGAGAGCUGCUCAGCGAAAAGCUAAAUAACUGAAAAACCACAACAAAUAAAAAAUGAAGACCAA
This is a messenger RNA of Xenopus tropicalis (tropical clawed frog), 1910 nucleotides long. NCBI's taxonomy places the organism in Eukaryota, Metazoa, Chordata, Amphibia, Anura, Pipidae. The record is from RefSeq.